Messenger RNA from Mercurialis annua (annual mercury), 2396 nucleotides. RefSeq names its product sulfate transporter 4.1, chloroplastic-like. The transcript is spliced from 17 exons. Lineage: Eukaryota; Viridiplantae; Streptophyta; Magnoliopsida; Malpighiales; Euphorbiaceae. Gene Ontology annotation, molecular function: secondary active sulfate transmembrane transporter activity. Gene Ontology annotation, cellular component: membrane. The coding region runs from base 28 to 2148 and encodes 706 amino acids. The record is from RefSeq and is a predicted model, not a curated record. Gene Ontology annotation, biological process: transmembrane transport.
CAAUAGUUUUCCACCUCUCCGGUGCGCAUGGAGAUAAACUACGCUUCCAUAAGCUCACCGGACCACCUCACCCCCACAGCUAUGUCCUCCUCAUCUUCGCCGCGAUCCUCCUCCAUAACCCGACCCGUUAAGGUCAUCCCGCUCCAACAUCCUACUACGACGUCGUCUUCUUCCGCCGAUAAUAUUCCUUCUGCUUUAUUUUCGCGAUGGAGAACUCAGAUGAAACGCAUGUCGUUUAAUGAAUGGCUGGAAACGCUGUUACCUUGUUGCCGUUGGAUUAGAACUUAUAAAUGGAAUGAAUAUUUUCAAUCUGAUCUUAUGGCUGGUAUUACCAUCGGUAUUAUGCUCGUUCCGCAGGGAAUGUCAUACGCGAAAUUAGCAGGGCUUCAACCAAUUUAUGGACUCUAUACUGGUUUUGUGCCAGUGUUUGUUUAUGCUAUAUUUGGGUCAUCUAGACAACUGGCAACUGGUCCCGUGGCAUUAGUUUCUCUGCUAGUCUCUAAUGUUUUAAGUGGAAUCGCGGAUCCGUCGGAUCCUUUAUAUACAGAACUUGCAAUACUAUUGGCACUUAUGGUUGGAGUUCUGGAAGGCAUCAUGGGGCUUUUAAGGCUUGGAUGGCUUAUACGCUUCAUCAGCCACUCUGUGAUUUCUGGUUUCACAACUGCAUCGGCCAUCGUGAUUGCAUUAUCUCAAGCAAAAUAUUUCUUGGGAUAUGAUAUUGUACGAAGUAGCAAGAUUGUGCCAUUGAUUAAGAGCAUAAUAGCUGGAGCGGAUAAGUUCUCGUGGCCCCCUUUUGUGAUGGGAUCUAUCAUUCUUGCAACAAUUCUGUUUAUGAAGCAUUUGGGAAAAUCAAGGAAACAAUUCAAGUUUCUUCGAGCAGCAGGACCACUCACAGCUGUUGUUAUGGGUACAACUUUUGCAAAAAUGUUUCACCCAUCCUCCAUUUCCUUGGUAGGGGAUAUACCCCAGGGCCUGCCAAGCUUCUCGAUUCCAAAAGAAUUUGGGCAUGUGAAAUCUUUGAUCCCAACAGCUAUUCUUAUUACUGGUGUAGCCAUAUUGGAAUCUGUUGGGAUUGCAAAAGCCUUGGCAGCAAAGAAUGGGUAUGAGCUAGAUUCAAGUCAAGAGUUGUUUGGUCUUGGUUUGGCGAAUAUCUGCGGCUCUUUUUUUUCAGCAUACCCUGCAACAGGUUCAUUUUCUAGGUCAGCUGUAAGUAAUGAAAGCGGGGCAAAAACUGGCUUAUCUGGAGUUAUUACUGGUAUCAUCAUAUGCUGCUCUCUUCUAUUCUUGACGCCACUGUUUGAAUACAUUCCCUUGUGUUCUCUGGCUGCAAUAGUAGUGUCUGCUGUGAUGGGACUGGUGGAUUAUGAUGAGGCUAUCUUCUUAUGGCAUGUAGACAAGAAAGAUUUUCUUCUUUGGACCAUUACUAGCACGACAACACUGUUUCUAGGCAUUGAGAUUGGUGUCCUUCUUGGGGUUGGUGUAUCACUUGCUUUUGUUAUCCAUGAAUCAGCGAAUCCACACAUUGCUGUUUUGGGGCGUCUUCCUGGCACAACUGUUUACAGAAACCUUCAACAAUACCCAGAAGCAUAUUCUUACAAUGGAAUUGUGAUUGUUCGAGUUGAUGCGCCAAUUUAUUUUGCUAAUAUAAGUUACAUAAAAGAGAGACUACGGGAAUAUGAAGUUGAUGUAGACAAAUCUUCCAGACGCGGACCAGAAGUUGAAAGAAUUUAUUUUGUGAUUUUAGAGAUGGCGCCCGUCACAUAUGUAGACUCCAGCGCUGUUCAAGCCUUGAAAGACUUGUAUCACGAGUACAAGUCACGAGAUAUCCAGAUCGCCAUCUCAAAUCCCAACCGAGAGGUUUUGCUAUCCUUAAUGAAAGCUGGUCUGAUAGACCUUAUUGGUAAGGAAUGGUACUUUGUGAGAGUGCAUGAUGCUGUUCAAGUUUGCCUUCAGCAUGUUCAGAGCUCAAACCAGACACCGAAGCUUGCAGAUUCAUUAAAAGAUGAUAAAUCAAGUUUCUUUCGUAGGUUACUGAAAGAAAGAGAUAAUGACUCCUCUGUUGCUGACGUGGAGUCAGGCGAUACUAAACUGUUGAUUUCCAAGAACAUUGAUCCCCAAUUGGAGCCAUUGUUAUCUCGGAAGUCGUGAAAUUCUCUCGGUUUCUAUAGCAAAUAUUUGAUGCUUUUUUUUUUUGCAAUCAAAGGCAAUGCCUAUAUAAAACAUAUAUAUGUAUAUCAUUCAACUUCCCAAGCUGAUUAGGUGGAUUGUUUUCUUGUAAGUAGUCUUCAUUGUUGUAAUAAUUCAUUGUAAUUCUUCAUUUUGAUUUUUGAGUAGGGAUUGAUCAUUGUAGAUUACACUGUUAAAUUGUAUCUCUAAUAAAAUUUGUCAGUUCACAA